Messenger RNA from Styela clava, 1983 nucleotides. Lineage: Eukaryota; Metazoa; Chordata; Ascidiacea; Stolidobranchia; Styelidae. The record is from RefSeq and is a predicted model, not a curated record.
CAGAACAGUAGGGCAACAGACAGACGAGUGUGGGGCAGAUUCCAUUUAUAAAUUUAAGAAUAUUACAUUGACCAACAUAAUGGCGGGAAUGAUAUCUUUUCUACAUAAAAGUCAGCUUCGUCUGGAUUCCGGAUCAGGAGCUGCUACGAUGGAAGAUAGUGGAAAUGAUUAUAGAAAACCCUGUAGAAGAAGUCCUGCCAGUGGAAGGCGUAUUCUUGCGCUCGGGCACGGAAUGAAAACUCUAGCUGGGCCAUCAGACAGAUUACCGAAGCGUUUCAGAAAAAAACGUUGCAAUGAAAUUCAUCCGCUACUUCGACGAAGUGUCUGCACUUUAAUAAUGGCGGGAGCAGGAUUGAUGGCAGGAAUUACUAUCUUACUUGUUGAUCAUUAUAUGCAUAAAGAGAUUUCGAGGGCUGGGAUAAUAGUUUCAUCUAUAUCACUGUGUUUUAUAAUUCUCGGAAUAGCUUGGCUAUGUUGGAGCACAGCUCAACUUCGAAAACUCAGAGAAAAGAUUCUUGAGAAACAAGCUGAACGUGAAAAUAGGCAGGGGAAAGGAGGAGGAACAGGCCAAUUUUAUACUGAUCGGCCCGCACAUGAUCCUGCAUCUCUUUCUGCCGCCAAAUGGCCAAUGGAGUCCGUUAUUAGAGAAGAUUCAUCUAAAUCAAGAAGACUAAACUCUCGUAAUAGCGUCGAAUAUGAGGGUGAUAUUCCUUACAACGUUCCCACAAACUCCAGAAAAUAUAAUAAGUUCAAUCAGCUGCCAUCCAACAUGUCCGGAACUAGUUUGAUGAGUGAAAAUGACAGCGUUUUUACACGUGAACUUUCAACCAUGGAUUUCUACAGACAAAAAUCAAUCGACAGUCGUCAGUCCACAGGUUCUGGUCCAGUACCGCAGAUUUACGUCACAGGGUGCACCAACGAGCAGAAAAAAGAAGAUAAGAAAGAAGACUCGUCAUCCCGGAGAGCUCCUAAGACAGAAAACAUCGAAAUGAGAAAAAUAUGACUAUGUAAAAAGUAGAGCUCAACUAUUACGGGAAAUAAUAAGUGCACCGCAGAGGAUGGGCUUCACGCGGUUUAAAUAAAUACGUGCCCGUUGCGAUAACAGCGCCACUGAUGGUGGCCAUGCGACUGACUGCUAAUAGCAUAGAAUUAAAUAUUAUAAUACUAAGUGAAUGAGGUCAAAUUCUAAUCUUACAACACAACAUUCUUAAUAAUCCAUGCGCCAUAAUAUUGUUCCAGGCAAUUGUGUUCACCGCAAUUCUCUUAUUUUUGCACUUCCAAUAUUAAAAAGCAUUUGAUUCCAAGUUGCCAUUAUUAUCAUUAAAAUUGUUGAUCAUAUGCUUCAGUUUGACAUAAUUUCUAAAAUACUCACACAACAUGGCAUCUGAACUGAUUUUUGGAUGAACAGAUAUAUAAUGGUAUUGUGUCACUGAUUUAUCUGAGAAUAUUUUGUUGUCAACUUAAUAUUGCUAACGGCAUAUGAUAUACUGUAUAUAAUUCCGUGUAUAAUCGGUACAUUUUACAAUCACUUCUGAUAAUAAUCUUUUAAUACAAUAUAAUAGGCUCCGCUGCCACCUUCCAUAGACAAGUUAGAUUAGCAAUUUUUUAAUUUGAAUCUUUAUACUUUUCAGUUAUUUAUACGAUGAUCUAAUAUAAUUCUGCCAUGUUUUUGCUUUGUUUGCUAUUUGAAACAAUAAAAAUAUAAGUGUCAAUGAAAAUACGGCACCGGCUUUAGCUGUGGUGAAAAUCAACAUGAGAUCACUGCUAUCAAUAAACUGUUCAAUCACCAGAACGUGAAACAUUUUUAUAAAAGGUAAUAAACAAGUCGUUCUGCUAAAUUGUUGUUGUUGUCAAUUUUUUGUUGUUGUUGUUACGACGGUUGUUAGGAUUGUUUUGGUAAGAAAUCACCUUUCUGUGCAACUGAUAAACCAACCGAUUUCAAAUACGGACAAGGUAACUAGGAGGCUGUUAUCUUAUCUUCCA